GCGCCGGCCUCACGUUGCACAAAUGUGUCAAGCGCCCCGAGAAGGAUGACGGUCAGGCUACGUGACUGGGACGUCAUUUGAAAUAUAGAUUUUCCUUCUAGUAUGACCUGACGAAAAUAUUUAUUUUUCUGUUUGGAUGUUGAAGCUGAAUCGAACGUGUUGUCGAAAAAGAACUUAAGGCAGACCCUUGCAGCCAACAUUCGUCUACGAUUGAAUGAGGACUCAUUAUUGUCACCACAUGGACCUCAUUCCCUCUGUUGAACAUAUGAAGACCCUUACUGAUCACUAUAACUGGACAAAUUUCUAUUGAUGUGUGACCAAAGUGUGGAGAUGCCUGGGGGUGGCAAUGGCCCAGAUGGGGAAGAGCCUGCAUUAUCGUCAGCCACAGGUGAAGGUGGAAGAGAAGAGAGGGUGGUGUCAGGGCAGCAGGGCGGAGGGGAACAGUCGGGGGGCCUCAGGGGAGAGGAGAGCCGAGUGUCAGGUGGAGAAGUGGGGCAGGAAGAUGAGGAGAUGACUAGUGGUUCGAAUGACCUCUCUUCCUCGGCCAAUGACAGCCCAGGGAGCGCCACUGGAUCCACCUCAGUUUCUACCAAGAGCAGCAAUCAUGCAGAUGGUUGCAGAGGGCAGGCCCACAAAGACAUGAUGAUCACUGUGGCUGAGAUGAAGAAGAGGCUUCCGUCAGCCAAACGCAGUCGCAGCAAAGCCAGCACUGUGGAGGCCUUACAUUAUGCACUCAACUGUGUCAAACAAGUGCAAGCCAAUAGUGAAUACUACAAACUGCUGAUGAGAAAUGGCCAGGAUGAGAGGAGAGACUCCACCGUUUGCUCCCUGGAAGAGUUGGAAAGAGUCACCUCUGAACACACUCUUAAAAACACGGACUCCUUCGUGGUGGUUUUCUCCCUGUCGAGUGGCCGCGUGCUGUACGCGUCGGAGCAGGCUCCCAGCAUCCUGUGCUGCAAACGGAAGUUCCUGGAGUCGGCCAAGUUCGUGGAGCUGCUCUUCCACAAAGAUGUGAAUGUCUUCUAUGCGCACACGGCUCAGCCGCACCUCCCACCCUGGAGCAACUCGCACACAGCAGGGGUUCUGUUUGACUGUGCACAGGUCAAGUCGUUUUUCUGCAGAAUCAGGGGUGGGAAGGACCGUGAGGGAGAGAUGCGUUACAACCCAUUCCGGAUCACACCUUACCUGCUGAAGGUGCAGGGAACAGGAGCAAGUGGGGAGGAGGAGCACCCGUGCUCCCUGGCGCUGGCUGAACGCAUAACCUCUGGAUAUGAAGCACCUCGGAUCCCCAUGGACAAGCGCAUCUUCACCACCACACACUCCCCUGGCUGUGUGUUUCUGGAAGUAGAUGAUAGGGCUGUGCCGUUGCUUGGAUACCUUCCUCAGGAUCUGAUUAGCACGUCGUUGCUGACUUCCAUCCAUCCAGAGGACCGGCCCCUCAUGCUGUCUAUGCACCGGAAAGUGUUGAAGCAUGCUGGCCAGCCGCCAUUCGAGCACUCUCCGGUGCGUCUGCGCUGUCAGAGUGGAGACUACAUCACCUUGGACACCAGCUGGUCCAGCUUCAUCAACCCAUGGAGCCGCAAGGUGGCCUUUAUCAUCGGACGGCAUAAAGUCAGGACGAGUCCGCUGAAUGAGGAUGUGUUUGCUGCUCGGACUAAGGAGGAUUUUCCAGUCACUUAUGAGGAAAUAAAAGAUCUGCAAACAAAGAUCUAUAAGCUUUUCCUGCAGCCGGUCCACAACAAUGGCUCCAGCGGUUACGGCAGUCUGGGAAGUAACGGAUCUCAUGAGCAUUACAUCAGUGUAGCUUCUUCAAGUGACAGCAAUGGAAACCUAUGGGAGGACUCACAUCGGGAACCGAUGACUCUGCAGCAGAUCUAUGCUGAUGUGGACAGAGUGAAGAGUUGGGGUCAGCAGGCUUAUCUCAAUUCCAGCCACAAAAUGUCUCUUCUUGGCAAACCUGCCACAGCACGUCUGCCUCCCACAGCCUCAAACCCUGAGGUCAGAGAUCAUGAAGAAAGCAGGAAGCGAACACACAUUCCCUCCUAUCAGCAAAUCAACUGUGUGGACAACAUCAUCAGAUAUUUGGAGAGCUGCACGGGUCCAGCGCUUAAGCGUAAGAGUGAAUCUCGUUCGCUGGCCACCUCUUCUUCCUCAUCCUUAACCUCGGAAGACGACAAGCCAGCACGAGCCGCAGACCCAGCUCAGGCCAACUCAGAUGUGGUGGUGUUGGACAGUGAGCAGUCAGUUGGCCCUACGGCUGCAGCUGUAGUGGGUGCACCUCUGACAGACAUCACAAUGUCCAACAAGGCCAUGAGCGUGGUCUCGGUCACCAGCCAGUGUUCAUACAGCAGCACCAUCGUGCACGUGCCACAGCCUGAGUCAGAGGCCACAGCACCUGAGGACGCACCAAUGGGCAGUGAGCCUGCUGAUCCCACUCCAACCCCUGUCCGUCCAGCCUGGAGCCCCGCCACAGAGGAGCGAAGGUUUUUAGGUCUCACCAAGGAGGUGCUGUCAGCUCAUACCCAGAAGGAGGAGCAAGAGUAUGUUGAUCGCUUCCGCAAUCGGAUCUGCCAGAGCCCCUACAGCUCCUACCUGCAGCUGGACAACAGCUCAAUGGCUCACUCCCACCACCCAGGUGAUUACCUACGUCCAUUGAGUGGCGGUGGUCGGAACAACUCUCGCAGAGGAAAGCCCAGAUAUAAGCGCGCCAAACCCCAGGGUUCCUCAGACAGCUAUGCCUCCCCACCUGGCCCUCCUCGCUGUGUCCCUGUCUCUUCCUGGCCCUCUUCAGAGUCCUCUCAGCCCCAAAUGGGGGCACCCUUCAGCCAAACAUCCCCACUCCAGACGUCAUUUUUCCCUAUGAUGGCAACUCAGCCUGGCCCAGAGAAACCAACCGGACUACAACAGUUCCCCGGAGCGACUCCUGUAGUGCUGCGGCCUUCAGACCAAACCCAGCUCGGCCACAACUUCAACAUCAUGCAUUCUACUCAGAGUCUGUCAGCCAUGCAGCCAAUACAGAUGGAGCCCAUUCAGAACAUGCAGAAUAUGCAGAACCUUCACACAAUGCAGCCUAUAGCUCCAGCCCAAAGCAUCAACCCUUACAUGACUCCGGUCAUGGCCGUCAUCUUGCCCAACUACCCAACUUUCACUGCGGAUUACCCGUCCAUGUACCCACUGCCUGGUACCUCCAUGCUGCCCCAGGCGCCCAUCACCAUGACAGGCUUUACCCCUGGCUGUAUCCCCUUCCCGCAGCCUCAGUUCCAAGCCCAGCCUGUCCCCCACACUCUGUCCUCCCCCGGCCCCUUGCUUUGCUCUCCCAGACCCAGCUCCUCUGUUGGAGAGGAGGAGGAGGCAGCUGGUCCUGGGGCUUUAUUCUCCAGCUCUCGCUCGAGUUCUCCCCUGCAGCUUAACUUGCUGCAGGAGGAGCUACCCAAGCCAAGCGAAGGGCAGAGCAGCACCGGGCACAACCUCGCCGAGAGCCUCCACGAAAAACAUGCUAACGAGGGUGAUGCACCCAGUGAGUCUGGGAACCAUGAUGCCCAUUCUACAUCCAGUGAGCUGCUUGACCUGCUGCUGCAGGAGGACGCCAGGUCAGGGACCGGCUCCAACACCUCAGGAUCUGGAUCAGGGGAGUCUGGAGGCUCGUUGGGAUCAGGAUCUGGUUCUGGAUCUGGAACUUUCUCCAAUGGAACCUCAACCUCUCACACAGGCAGCAGCAACAGCAGGAAAUACUUUGCCAGCAAUGAUUCGUCAGACACGUCACGCAAAGCCCGAAAGAGCCAGGAGGCACCACCCGAGCACCAACAAGGCUUUGAGACUGGAGUGGAGAGCUCGCUGUGGAGCAUGAUCCAGCACACACCUGAGCGAGUCAUGAUGACGUACCAGAUCCACACCAGGGACCAGAAGGAGGUGCUGACAGGGGAUAGGGAGAAGCUCCGGGUGCUUCAGCCCCUCCAGCCCUGGUUCAAUAAGGAGCAGAGAGAAGAGCUGGCUGAGGUCCAUCCCUGGAUCCAACAGCACACCAUCCCACAGGAGAUUGAUACACAGGGUUGUGUGACCUGCAGUUCAGGACCUGGGGUCACCCACAACCCUCACCCACCUGCCCCAGAUAGCUCAUCCCCUCUGGACAGUCCGCAGCAGGACUCCAUCGGACCUGUGGUGGACACUUGAAACACCUGGAACCCAAAACAACCACCCGGUUUCAAAGCCAACCAGCCCUGCCAGAGACUCACCCAGAAAGUCCCACAAUGCAUCUUUUCUGACGAGUGGGUCCAUUUUUGUUUAGGUUGAAGUUUAACUUGUUAUGUUAAUGUAAUGGGAGGCUGGACCGAGCCGUGAGGACCGGACCAGGAGAGAAAGGCGUUCUCACUGGCAUUUUCUCGAAGUCGGCCUUCAAAACUGUGACUGCCUUUAUCGCACCAUACAUUUUUUGCUUCUCUCCUUUUUCGUUUUCAUAGAGCCCCUGUUGGGGUUUAGUUUGUAUUCAAGACUGAUCAGGUCCUUUGGCACCAUGAGCCGCUUGAUGCCCGGUAUAGGAAGAGGGUCGUACUGUUGCUGAACAUGAGCACUAUGUACUCACACCCAGUCCGUUGGACGGCUGCGUCUGGGCGACGAGACAAAGACAGUGCUGGCCCAGUUUGAGAACCAGAACACACGGCAGAUUCCUCUGCAGUGACAAGGAGCGCAGGUUGUACAAUACGUGUACCACAUCAACUCCUUCAGUGACACAGUAAUUUGCCAUGGAUUACACAUGGUAGAUUAUUUUCCCCCUGAUGGGCACCAAGACAAAGACACAUUUGUUGCUCUCUGUUUACAAUGUUCAGAUUCGAAUCUCGUAUGUUAAUUGUUAUUUUCCAGAAGUUGUUCUUCUCUUGUUUAGAGCAUCAUUUUUUAUGUUACUCUGAGUCACAAACAACAGCGACCAUGUUGAUAGUUACAAAUUUACUUUAGUACAACAGCAUAAAUCCACCCGUGUUACUUCAAAGGUCUUGUAGCGGGUUCUUUCUCUACCCAGCAUCCUCCCUGCUCAUCGCCCUGCAGUACCUGUAGCUUACCUUGAAUUGUAACCAGACACAGCAUAGCCCCGGAUUCCCCCCGAUCCUUGGUUCUGAAUUAAUUUCCCCUUAGACUGUGAGUCUGUGUAAACGAGAGAGGGAUUGACUUACUCUUUGUAGUUCGAUUCAGGGUCGCAGGUGAGCUCGUGAAUGUGUGUGUGCGCAUGUGCGUGUGCACUCAGACUGAUUGCAUAGCUGCUUCCUCUGACACACUUGUCCAGGAGAGCAGGACAGACCAGGGUUUUCUACCGUUUUUAGAUUCAAAGUAUAUUAGCCAACCAUGUAUUUUAUAGAAAAUGUACACAACACAAACUUCACAAAGUGUAUAAGAAGCCAUUUGUCUUGAUUUCAGGGACUGUUUGUUUGUGACACAAAGGAAUGAAUAAAUGAACUAUGAUCUAAUAUGUA
This is a messenger RNA of Scophthalmus maximus (turbot), 5462 nucleotides long. RefSeq names its product period circadian clock 3 (gene per3). The coding region runs from base 310 to 4170 and encodes 1286 amino acids. The record is from RefSeq and is a predicted model, not a curated record. The transcript is spliced from 22 exons. Gene Ontology annotation, molecular function: transcription corepressor binding; transcription cis-regulatory region binding. Gene Ontology annotation, biological process: negative regulation of transcription by RNA polymerase II; circadian regulation of gene expression; entrainment of circadian clock by photoperiod. Gene Ontology annotation, cellular component: nucleus; cytoplasm. NCBI's taxonomy places the organism in Eukaryota, Metazoa, Chordata, Actinopteri, Pleuronectiformes, Scophthalmidae.